AUGAAGAAGGGGAAGUGGUCCAAGGAAGAGGAUAACUUGAUCAAGAACCACGUUGAGAAGUAUGGCAUUGGCCGUAGCUGGCAGGCGUUGUCCAACACUCUAGGGCUGAAGCGGUGUGGCCGGAGCUGCCGUUCCCGGUGGCUGAACUACCUCCGACCGGGGCUGAAGCACGGAAAUUUCACGCUGGCCGAGGAGAGGAUCAUCUGCGAGAUGUACAGCAAGAGGGGAAGCUGCUGGUCCGUCAUCGCUGCCCAGCUACCGGGGAGGACAGACCUCGCCAUCAAGAACUACUGGAACAGCACGCUCAAGAAGAAGAACCCGGCGGCGAGAACCCCCCCGGCCUGCAGCACGUCGUCCGACGCCGGGACGCCGGCGCGGGACCUGCAGCUGGUUGCCUACAGCAGCGAGGAGAGCUCCACGGCAGGGUCCAGCCCUGCCAAUGCCAAGCCCGUCUUGGCCGACCCGCCGCCGGUUCCGGUCGUCACCGACGGCCAAGGACCGAUCGCGGCAGUCCCGGUUAGCCGGCCGGUGAGGAUCGAGCAGAAGCAGGCCAUGGUGAGCCGAUCGCGUCUGGAGAAGCAGCAGCAGCCGCCGCCACCGGCGUGUGAUCAGACCGGCGAGAGGAUCAUGGACAUCGUCUGCGCUCCUAUGUCUCCUGUUCCUCUGAGCUUCAUUGAACCGGAGGAGCUGGCCUGCAUCUACGAGUUCGAUGAUAUCGAUAGCUUCUUGCCGUGGUUUGAUCAUCACUAAUCUAACUGUAUCGUCGUAGUCGUAGCUCCAUGAUUAGUUCACACCUUAGAGUUAAGUUACCAAUAGUGGUCAAAAUUUAGCUGCAGGAUUUGUCAUGUGUGUGCGUGUGUCCUGUCUCUGUUAUCUGUGCGUUUUACUGUGGAAUUAGCAGAGUCUGCUGUUUAGGAUUGGGGAAUGUUGUAGUGUGACCCUUAA
Setaria italica (foxtail millet) is the source of this 945-nucleotide messenger RNA. Its product is annotated as transcription factor RAX2. The transcript has 3 exons. The coding region runs from base 1 to 750 and encodes 249 amino acids. Lineage: Eukaryota; Viridiplantae; Streptophyta; Magnoliopsida; Poales; Poaceae. The record is from RefSeq and is a predicted model, not a curated record.